UCAUCGCUUUUGGCAAAAUACUAGCCUACAUUCGGAGCACAUACACAUGAGCUCGUUUAUGGGUGAAUACAUUUUGCUAUAGUGAUUAGCAGGCGUUUUCUCACUUGUACGUGUAGGAGGCGCCAUAACGUAAGCUGUGUGCCUAUGCACGUUCACACGCUUCUAUCUAUUGUGUUUUUUCGGCUCUAUCAGCCAUGACGGAAGUUGAUCGUACUUCAAAGUCGUAUGCAUCAUCUUCUGCGGCUGCCUUGGAUCGCAUGUUGAUACUUCGCGGCGCUGCCUUGCAGUCAUUAGUCGCGCUUUGUGAACGCAACACUUUAUCUACCUACAACAAAAGAUAUGCAUUCAAUCGUCUAAAAGUUAAUGCUUUCGGUUCACAAGCGCAUGUUGGCGUUCCUGAAGAUGGAACUUCACUGCGUUUUUCUCAGGGGCAACUAAGGUUGCUUCGUCAGGAGCAGCUGAUGUUGAUGGCUGAGAACGAGCGUUUGGUAUACGAGCUUCAAGAGGUGCGCCGAUGCCGAUCCUCUGGACAAUUUCGUCCAAGUCAACCUCGUUCCAUACCCGAGUUCCGUGAGUCAAAGCUCUCAAAGGCUAUUGACAUGACUCUCUCUGGCGGUCGUGACAGUCGUUUGAGUGCUGCGCGCAUUGGGUUUCUAUCUGCUAUAAUCAGCCGUUUGCGGUAUAAGGUGCUCGGUGCUGCGCUGCGGGCUCUGUUUCGUAAUUCCCUGAGGUCUGUGCGGUCAGGUCCCUCCCACACGUCUGUGUACUACAGCAGGGACCAGAUGCGCACGCCGUGUAUGGUCAUGGAAAACAUUAUACGUUCCAUGGUGCACCGUACCAAGCGUAUGACCCUGUAUAUGUUAAAGCGGGUUGCUUCCGAUAGGGCAAUGCCACCGCGUAGGUCAGUUGGGUUCUCUGACGCCACUAGACCGUGCGUUGGCUUGCCUCAAGGCGAUUCGCGUCCAUCAGUUGACAUGACAAGUUUGUAUAUGCCAGGUCCUCAUACAAGCUACCAGCAGCAGCUUCCAAGCGUCCGCCGGUACUUAAACUGAGUG
This is a messenger RNA of Babesia bovis T2Bo, 1055 nucleotides long. RefSeq lists its product as uncharacterized. NCBI's taxonomy places the organism in Eukaryota, Apicomplexa, Aconoidasida, Piroplasmida, Babesiidae. The record is from RefSeq and is a predicted model, not a curated record. Bases 195 to 1052 code for a protein of 285 amino acids. The transcript is spliced from 2 exons.